Closterium sp. Yama58-4 is the source of this 270-nucleotide messenger RNA. NCBI's taxonomy places the organism in Eukaryota, Viridiplantae, Streptophyta, Zygnematophyceae, Desmidiales, Closteriaceae. The record is from the annotation of a GenBank genome assembly.
AUGCCUAUCCGCCUUGCCCAUGCCUAUCCGCCUUGCCCAUGCCAUUCCUCAUUUGCUCAUGCCUUCCCCCCAUUGCUCACCUCCUCCCCUCCCUCACCCGCCGGCAGCUACGUUGACGGAGAGCCAACGGACGAUGUGCAGCGUUUCUUCAAGAGGAUGCACGCCACUGCUGCUGCUGCAGAGGCAGAGACGGGCAAGAUGCUUGACAAUAGCCUCGCUGCUCUAGGCCCUGUUGACGGCAUUGUUUUGGUGCAUGCAUUUGCCUCAUAG